CCAAGGAUCAUUAACAUUAAUUAAAUAUAAUAAUGAGCAAAAUCCAAUCCAAUACCAUCACUUCCCAAACAUAAUACCUAACCGUCACCGGAAAACAUGGAUGAAGAAUCACCACCACCCACCACCACAACCACCACCACCACCACCCCACUCCUCCACCACCACCCCUACCACCCAAACUGGUGGCGCCAAAUCCCAACAAACACCAUCACCUCCCUCACCUUCCACAAAACCACCUUAUGGUCCGAACUCGGUGGCUCAGUAGGCGACCUCGGGACCUACAUCCCAAUAGUCCUAGCCUUAACCCUCGUCUCAAAACUCGACCUCAGCACCACCCUCAUCUUCACCGCCUUCUACAACAUCAUCACCGGCCUCCUUUUCGGCAUCCCUAUGCCGGUCCAACCCAUGAAAUCGAUCGCCUCUGUAGCCAUCUCAGAAACCCCACUCCUCACCCUCUCCCAAAUCGCCGCUGCCGGUAUCGGUACCGCUUCCGUUCUCCUCUUCCUCGGCGCCACCGGCCUCAUGUCGUUUCUUUACAAGUUCAUCCCGUUGCCCGUUGUUCGCGGCGUCCAGCUCUCCCAAGGCCUCUCGUUCGCCUUCACCGCGAUUAAAUACGUCCGGUACGAGCAGGACUUUGCCGCGAACAAACAGGGCGACGCCCGCCCGUGGUUUGGACUCGACGGGCUGGUUGUAGCGGUUUCCGCUAUUGUUUUUUUAAUUAUCACUACCGGCUCUGGUGAAACGUAUGAUAAUAACGCUUCACCAGAAGCCGGUAAAGUACGUAGACGGUUACGGAUGCUUUCAUCCGUACCGUCUGCCCUCAUUGUUUUCAUAACCGGAAUAAUAUUAUGUUUUGUUAUAGACCCCACAAUUUUUGAAAACUUACAAUUAGGUCCCUCGAAGUUUCAUGUUUUGAAAAUCACCUGGGAUGAUUUUAAAACCGGGUUUAUCCGGGGAUCGGUACCGCAAAUCCCGCUUUCGAUACUGAAUUCGGUUAUUGCGGUUUGUAAAUUAUCCGAUGAUUUGUUUCCGGAGCAUGAGGCGUCGGUUACUGCAGUGUCUGUUAGUGUGGGAAUGAUGAAUUUGGUGGGGUGUUGGUUUGGGGCUAUGCCGGUUUGUCACGGUGCGGGUGGGUUAGCGGGUCAGUACCGGUUUGGUGGGCGAACCGGUGCUUCGGUUUUGCUCUUGGGAGUUGGGAAAUUGGUGCUAGGGCUCUUGUUUGGGAACUCGUUUGUGAGGAUUUUGAAUCAGUUUCCGGUGGGGAUUUUGGGGGCGUUGCUUUUGUUCGCGGGGAUAGAGUUAGCUAUGGCGUCGAAGGAUAUGAAUACGAAAGAAGAAUCGUUUGUUAUGUUGGUGUGUGCGGCUGUAUCGCUCACUGGGUCGAGUGCUGCUUUAGGGUUUGUGUGCGGGAUCGUGUUGUUUUUGUUGUUGAAAUUGAGGGAGGUCGAUUGUGCUCUGGAUAAUGGCGAUGAUGAAUAAACAAUAAAAAAGUAAUAUCUCUCUCACAUGUUGGGUAUGUUAUAAUAUAUAUUGUUUAGGUCUGUAAGACCGAUGAAGUUUAUUUGAAGGCUCGAGCUUGUAUAAGCUACGUUUCAGUUACAUUUUAAUCGGUUUAGUUCAAGUAGAUAAUGAGUGAUAUCAAUUGGUUAGACUUCUAUUUU
Helianthus annuus (common sunflower) is the source of this 1661-nucleotide messenger RNA. Its product is annotated as molybdate transporter 2. Gene Ontology annotation, molecular function: molybdate ion transmembrane transporter activity. Bases 97 to 1479 code for a protein of 460 amino acids. Gene Ontology annotation, biological process: molybdate ion transport. The transcript has a single exon. Lineage: Eukaryota; Viridiplantae; Streptophyta; Magnoliopsida; Asterales; Asteraceae. The record is from RefSeq and is a predicted model, not a curated record.